Messenger RNA from Cynara cardunculus var. scolymus (artichoke), 2168 nucleotides. RefSeq names its product serine/threonine-protein kinase Nek2-like. Gene Ontology annotation, molecular function: ATP binding; protein kinase activity. Gene Ontology annotation, biological process: protein phosphorylation. NCBI's taxonomy places the organism in Eukaryota, Viridiplantae, Streptophyta, Magnoliopsida, Asterales, Asteraceae. Bases 242 to 2089 code for a protein of 615 amino acids. The transcript is spliced from 15 exons. The record is from RefSeq and is a predicted model, not a curated record.
CUUCUUCAUCAUCAUCCACCGGGACCGCCAUGGCUAUCUUCACCUGAAGCUCCAUUCAAAUCAUUAUCCUCCAUCAUCAUCUUCUUCUUCUUUCGAAGAAACUGAUCGUUGAAUCAACAAUUUCUUUGUUUAAUUCGAAAACUGAUGUCAAUGAUUAUCCUCGCCUUCGAUUUCAGUGUAUGUUAGCUGGGAGUGAUUCCAUUAAAGCUCACUAGAAAGUAUUAGAGGAGGGAGUUUAUCAAUGGAGAAUUAUGAAAUUCUAGAACAGAUUGGGAAAGGCUCCUUUGCUUCUGCUCUACUUGUGAGGCAUAAACAUGAAAAGAAAAGGUAUGUCUUGAAGAAGAUUCGACUUGCUCGCCAAUCUGACAGGACCCGCCGAUCUGCUCUCUUGGAGAUGGAACUUAUUUCCACCGUGCAAAAUCCUUUUAUAGUGGAGUACAAAGAUUCGUGGGUUGAAAAGGGUUGCUAUGUAUGCAUUGUUAUAGCAUACUGUGAAGGAGGAGAUAUGGCGGAAGCAAUAAAAAAAGCCAAUGGUGUUCAUUUUUCAGAAGAGAAACUCUGCAAAUGGCUCGUUCAACUACUGGUGGCACUCGAUUAUUUGCAUGUUAAUCAUAUUAUUCAUCGUGAUGUCAAGUGUUCAAAUAUAUUCCUAACACGAGACCAGGAUAUCCGACUUGGUGAUUUUGGUCUUGCUAAAAUGUUGACUUCUGAAGAUCUUGCAUCCUCGGUUGUGGGAACUCCUAGCUAUAUGUGCCCUGAACUUCUUGCAGAUAUACCUUAUGGUUCUAAAUCAGACAUAUGGUCUUUAGGAUGCUGUAUGUAUGAAAUGACCGCUUUCAAGACUGCAUUCAAAGCUUUUGAUAUGCAAUCUUUGAUCAACAAAAUAAAUAAAUCUAUAGUAUCUCCACUUCCAACCAUGUAUUCAGGCACACUUCGAGGGCUCAUUAAGAGUAUGCUGCGGAAAAACCCAGAAAUGAGACCAAGUGCUGCUGAUUUACUGAAAAACUCGCUUCUUCAACCGUAUGUACUUAAGCUCCAUCUUAACUUGAACGGCCCGAGACGUCACACCCUUCCGGUCCGGUGGUCGGAUUACAACUACGAAAAGAAAACAACGUUCAUCGAGCCCGAACCUCGAACYAUUCAUCUUCACAACGAGAAACGACAAUCUUUUAGCAGCGACAGGGCUUUGAAUCCAAGUAUAUCUGAACACGAUCAGUAUUCUUCGUGCUCKCAGAAGACACACGAUUUAUCAGGAUCGUCAGCUAGAAAGCUAUCCAUUGGCAGCAUUGAAGAAUAUAUACAUACUGAGAAAUUAGUCGCUGCUAAGACAUCAAAUGYCCUCAGAACCCUGAGAUCGACUCCUGCAAAACCUUCCGUUACUACUCCCCGAAGACAAACCGCUUCACCGAAGAUAACCAGAGGGAGUACCGAUCGUGAUUUGCUUCCGGUAUYACGAACUCCAGCUAGCAGAUCAGUGCGAACAAGUCGUAGGACAUCUCUACCCUUAUCGGCAACAGCUGCAAAACCCCUCUUGGAUUUCGAAUCUCCAAAUGUAUCCGUCAAUGCUCCACGGAUCGACAAGAUGACUGAGUUGCCGUUAACCUCUCGAGACGAACCCUCGAUCCUACCAGUUCGUAGAGCUACUUCAACAUCGGCUCAGAGUUCUUCCGGUACUUCUCCAACCACCAUCCCUGACCGGUCAGUUACAAUCGAUAAGUGCACGGUCAAGAUUGUGAGCCAGAGCCACCAAACGACCGCCAGCGGUGCCCACUCAACAAACAGGAGCGAUGAGUGGUUGGAGCCGAACCAGGCAACGACAGGGGCGGGUUCGAGCCGUUCGUCGUCCGAUUCACGAGGGCAGAGGCGUCGGUUCGACACGUCAUCGUAUCAACAACGGGCYGAAGCAUUGGAAGGGUUGUUGGAGUUCAGUGCACAGCUGAUGCAACAAGAACGAAUAGAGGAAUUAGCGGUUUUGUUGAAGCCAUUUGGGCCCGAAAAGGUGUCACCUAGAGAAACUGCUAUUUGGCUGUCAAAGAGCUUCAAGGGAACCGGAAUUGGAAUCGGAACCGGCGUUGGUGGGAACUCGUAGUUUGUUUUCUUCUUUUUUCCAUUCUGUAGCAUACUUUUUAUGGUUUAGAAGAGCGUAAUCCGAAUGAAGUCUUUAUGAA